CGUGUUCUUUAAGAACACAUGGUUUAUGCUCUUUGGUUUUCUUUGCGGUCGCGAACAAAGAAAGACUAACAAAAAACUAAUUAAUUCGUUUGAUCGUAUCAGAUCGGUGCUGUCUUUGGCACGUGACUAGCAAUAAUAUUCUACAGGUGUUAUAUUGCUUUAAAAAAUGGAAGUGCAGGAAGUUGUAUCUAAAACAGAGGAAGUAGAGCCCAGUGAAAAUAUUUUAACUGAGCCAGAAUUAGGUUGCAAUCCUGAGAACCAAAUAGUUGCAAACAUGGAAAAGCCUGAGGUGGAUGAAAAAUCAACUGCAGAACCAGAAUCUGGUAAUCAGGAAGAGCAAGAAAAUAGUGAAAAUAAUAGUAGUGAUAAAAAUCUGGAUCCAUAUGCAUACCUUAAACGGCCUGAAUUUUCUUCUGAAAACUUUAAAGUAGAGAUCAUGAAUCUUCCAAAAUUCUAUGGUGCUGGGCACUUGAAAAAGUUUCUUCAAAAACAAGAAAUCAAUGCCAACAAAAUGAAACUCAUGAAAGGAUAUGUGUUUGCUUCCUUCAGAAGUGAAAGGGAACGUGAUAUUGCAAUGGAAAAAUUAAAAGGUGUGACAUACAAAGGCAAUAUUCUGGAUGUCAAGUUGGCAAAACCCAUGCAAGACCCUCUUAUAAAAAAAAGGAAAGCUGAAGCUGAUGCAGAAGGACAGAAAAAAGCAAAGAAAGAACCGAAGGGUGAAUCACUUCCAAUUGUUGAACAGAUAACUAAAAAAACUGUACCAUAUGCUGGCAAACCCUACUCAGAACAGCUUACCCUGAAACAUCAAGACAUGAUGACUGUUUUAAAAAAGCUAACGAAAGAAGUACGAAAUGCACAUUCCCAAGCUGGUUCUUUCAUCCAAAAGAAAAAGGUAGCCUACGGUGCCAUAUGUGAGCUAGCUGAAAUCAUCCCAUCACCGGUUAGCGGAAAAUACAGAAACAAGUGUGAAUUCACUGUUGGCGUUAAUCCUGAAACCGAUGAAUUAACAUUGGGAUUUCGCGUAAGCACAUACAAAGAAGGCUCCUAUGCUGUUGGCCCUGUUUCUCAUUUGGCAUUCAUCUCUGACGCAAUGCGAGAAAUCGUUAGCGUUUUCGAAGCCCAUUUUAGAGCGUCCGGUCGUAAACCAUAUAAUCCUGAAGACCAUUCAGGUUUUUGGCGACAAGUCCUUGUGCGCACCAAUUUGGCAGGAGAAGUCUUAGCCGUUGUUCAAGUGCAUCCGCAAAAUCUUUCGGUAGAAGAAUUAGAAUCUGUCAAGAAUGACCUGAAUAAGGUUGCUGAAGCCAACAAGGUCGUUUCGCUCUAUUUCGAAGCGGCUGGACCAAAAAAACCGGGAGAGGAUCCGCCACUGGAGCAUGUAAUGGGCAGCACUCACUUGAUUGAGAAACUGUGCGGCCUCGAGUUCUCUAUUUCUCCUCUUGCCUUUUUCCAGGUGAACACAUUGGCAGCUGAGGUUCUUUUCAACAAAAUAGCUGAAAUAGCUGAAAUAGAUUCUAAUACAAAUAUUCUCGACGUCUGUUGCGGCACGGGUACCAUUGGUCUAUCGUUGGCGAAAAAAUGCAAACGUGUUUAUGGGGUCGAAUUAGUGGAAAGUGCAGUUGAGGACGCCAAGAAGAAUGCUGAGAAGAAUGGAAUUACAAACUGCGUAUUUAUCGCUGGAAAAGCAGAAGACGAAGUAAAUAAUUUAUUAGAUAGCAUGAAGAAAAUGGAUGCUGCAGAAGGCAUUGAAAGCAGCAAGAUAGUGGCAAUUUUGGAUCCCCCGCGGGCUGGACUACAUCGCAAAUGCUGCCAGUUGCUACGCAGUGCAGAGCGCAUUGAAAGAUUGAUCUACAUAUCGUGCAAUGCCCAAGCCGCUAUGAAAUCAUUUAUCGACUUGUGUCGAGCACAGUCAAAUGCCUAUGCAGGGAUUCCAUUCAUUCCCGUCAAAGCUAUGGCGGUCGAUCUCUUUCCUGAUACACCGCACUGCGAAUUCAUCUUGGUUUUGGAACGUUAUCGGCCCACAUGAAAUAUUUGAAGGUAACGAGUAAAAAAUAAAUCUUUUU
Molecule: messenger RNA, 2060 nt
Organism: Daphnia carinata
Lineage: Eukaryota; Metazoa; Arthropoda; Branchiopoda; Diplostraca; Daphniidae
Product: tRNA (uracil-5-)-methyltransferase homolog A-like
Exons: 8
Coding region: 167-2023 (618 amino acids)
Biological process (GO): RNA processing
Molecular function (GO): RNA methyltransferase activity; RNA binding; S-adenosylmethionine-dependent methyltransferase activity
Source: RefSeq, a predicted model, not a curated record